UCGUCCCGCUUCGCCUCUUUUAGGUCGCAACGAAGAGAGAGAGAAAGAGAAAGAGAAGACAAAACAGAGAAACAAUAACCACAGCUCUGUUUCUCUCUCUCUCUCUAAAUCACUUGAUUCUUCUCUCUGAUUCUUGCCUCCUCAACGUCUGUCAUCGUCGACUUUGUAGCAUCUCGCCAUCACCAAAGCGUCGUUGAUUUGAGAGAGACCCAAUUUGGAUUCAGAAUUGUAAUUUUGAUAUAAGAUGGGUUACAUAGGAGCUCAUGGUGUAGCUGCUCUUAAGAAACACAAAUACAGUGGUGUUGAUCAUUCAUAUCUUGCCAAAUACGUUCUCCAACCUUUUUGGAACCGUUUUGUCAAAAUCUUCCCUCUAUGGAUGCCACCAAACAUGAUAACACUUAUGGGGUUCAUGUUUCUUCUCACAUCUGCUCUGUUAGGCUAUAUAUACUCGCCUAAGUUGGAUUCUCCUCCUCCUCGAUGGGUUCACUUCGCACAUGGCUUACUUCUGUUUUUGUAUCAGACAUUUGAUGCGGUUGAUGGGAAGCAAGCACGAAGAACAAAUUCCUCUAGCCCGCUAGGAGAGCUUUUUGACCAUGGUUGCGAUGCACUUGGUUGUGCGUUAGAAACAAUGGCAUAUGGUAGCACUGCUAUGUGUGGAAGAGAUACUUUCUGGUUUUGGGUUAUUUCAGCUGUUCCAUUUUUUGGAGCAACAUGGGAACACUAUUUCACCAAUACCCUUACUCUUCCAGUAGUCAAUGGUCCUACAGAAGGUCUUGCACUUAUAUACUGUGGCCAUUUCUUCACAGCCAUUGUUGGUGCCGAGUGGUGGGCUCAGCCGUUUGGGAAGUCGAUUCCUUUGUUUAGUUGGGUUCCAUUUUUGAACGAGAUGCAAAUGUCCAGAAUAAUCUUAUUCACGAUGAUUUUCUUUGCCGUUAUACCAACCCUUGCAAUCAACGCGUCUAAUGUUUACAACGUUGUACAGUCAAGAAAUGGAAGCAUGCUUCUAGCAUUAGCUAUGCUAUAUCCCUUAGUCACCUUAAUUGCAGGAGUAUUGAUUUGGGAUUACUUGUCUCCAAUUGAUCUCAUCAGAAACUAUCCUCACUUAGUUGUAAUGGGAACUGGUCUUGCAUUUGGAUUCCUUGUGGGAAGAAUGAUUCUAGCUCACUUAUGUGAUGAACCAAAAGGAUUAAAAACAAACAUGUGUAUGUCACUGCUUUACCUUCCCUUUGCACUAGCAAAUGCUCUAACUGCUAGACUCAACGACGGGGUUGCUCUUGUGGACGAGUUUUGGGUUCUUCUUGGUUAUUGUAUCUUCACAUUGUCGCUAUAUGGGCAUUUUGCAACUUCAGUGAUUCAUGAGAUCACAACUGCACUUGGAAUCUACUGCUUCAGGAUUACUCGUAAAGAAGCUUGAAGACAAAACAAUGUGAUUAAAAGAAAAGAAAAAAAAACAAAUCUUAAGGGAGAAGAAAUGCAAAUCCCAACACAAGUUUGAAUGUUUUGCUACUGCAACUAAAACGAUUGAUCGAUAUGCUUUUGGAUGUAUACUCAUUAAUGUUUUUAUUUUUUGUUUGUUUAUUUCGAAAUAGGGUAAUUUUUGUAGAACUUUAUUUGUGUAAACGUUUUCAGUAAAAAAAAAAAAAAUAUUGGAUUUUUCUAGAUUA
Capsella rubella is the source of this 1664-nucleotide messenger RNA. Its product is annotated as choline/ethanolaminephosphotransferase 2. The transcript has 17 exons. Lineage: Eukaryota; Viridiplantae; Streptophyta; Magnoliopsida; Brassicales; Brassicaceae. Gene Ontology annotation, molecular function: phosphotransferase activity, for other substituted phosphate groups. Gene Ontology annotation, cellular component: membrane. Gene Ontology annotation, biological process: phospholipid biosynthetic process. The record is from RefSeq and is a predicted model, not a curated record. Bases 245 to 1414 code for a protein of 389 amino acids.